This is a messenger RNA of Coniosporium apollinis CBS 100218, 672 nucleotides long. RefSeq lists its product as uncharacterized. Gene Ontology annotation, biological process: electron transport chain. The coding region runs from base 1 to 672 and encodes 223 amino acids. Lineage: Eukaryota; Fungi; Ascomycota; Dothideomycetes. The record is from RefSeq and is a predicted model, not a curated record. The transcript is spliced from 3 exons.
AUGUCAGCUCUCCAAAGGUCAAUCGGCUCCAGGCUGAUCGCAUCGGCUGUCCGCCCUACGAUUGCACGAACCCUUCUCCCAGUCUCGCGAGCCUACAGCAAAGCCACCGAUGAGCCCGACUCCAAGGCCUCCACCGAAGAUGCACCCUCAGCACGCGGCGGCGACUCCGCAAUGAUAACCUCGGAGAAUGCAGUCGAGGCAGCACCGCGGCACCAACCGGACUACAACGUCGCAAUCGACUACAGAACCUCGACCUUCUCGCCCAUUCCCAAGCGCGUCAUGGAUGGCAGUGAGCCGGGGGUUUCGGUCGCAGCAGCGGUGCUGUCCGGCGCGCCAAUUGACCUCCAAGCGCGGACGGUCCGUAUCUACCGCCCCGUGAAGACUGCAACACAGUCGGGCGACUGGAACGGUCACAUGUGGCAGAUCGACUGGGACGUGCUGGGCAAGGGGCACAGGUGGGAGAACCCGCUGAUGGGGUGGCAGAGCUCGGCGGACUUCCAGCAAAGCGAGCGCAUCGCAUUCAGGACAAAGGAGGAGGCGAUCAAUUUCGCGAACAAGCAGGGCUAUGAGUAUUUCGUACAGGAGCCGAAUGAGCGGAGGAUUAUUCCCAAGGCGUAUGCGGAUCAGUUUGUAUACAGCCCGAAGAAGCUGAAGAAUAUUAGGACAAAGUAG